This is a messenger RNA of Triticum urartu, 3022 nucleotides long. Lineage: Eukaryota; Viridiplantae; Streptophyta; Magnoliopsida; Poales; Poaceae. The record is from RefSeq and is a predicted model, not a curated record.
CGAAGAGGGGAGGGUUUCAGCUAAUGGAUCGCGCGGAGGCAUCGUCUGUGGAUUGGGCAUCAGUUCACGGGUGAACUGUUCUAAUCUGUUCGGAGAGGAAGCAAGUGUUGAUGCUAGGUGCGGUGGGUUGUCCGCGUUCAGCGAGAGCGAGGGCGACAACACUAAAAAAAUUGAGAAUGGAGGCCACCAAUCUCGUGCUGAUGGUCACCAGGAAGCUAUUAUUUGCGAUAGAGCAGAAAGUGCAGAUGUAGGUUCUGCUCAAUCUACAGGAAAGGCUGAUCCUCAGGCCCCGGGGUGGACGAAGAGGGUAAGAGUUGGUAAACAGCUUCUAGACAAAGCUCCGUGCGCUGAAAGAGUAGGAGCGCUGGAGAAGACCAUCAGGGGCUAUGCCAAAACACUUGGGGAUCGUGUGGUUGAGCCAUCAGUUGGUCUAACGUUCGACUCCUUGGGCGAGGCGUACGAUUUUUUCAAUUUGUAUUCCUGGGAGCUGGGUUUCGGCAUAAGGUACGGCAAGAGCAGGCUUAAUUCAGAGAAGACAAAAUGCAUGCAGGAGGUUGUCUGCGGGUGCUGUUGUCUGCGGGUGCUCGUGCCCAGCAAUGAUAAGGCUGCUCUGGACAUCUGACAAUGGCUGGUACAUCAAGAGCACAGGGCAAAUCAUAACCAUGCUUUGACGCAAACAUGUGGUGAGAAGGUAAAUUGGCCAUCCCAUAAACAUAUAGAUGCAUACACAAGGGAUUUGGUUAAGCAGCUUAGGCAGGACAACGUAAAUGUCACAAAGGUGUACAGUAUAAUUUCAAGCUUCUUCGGUGAUGCAAACAAAAUGCCUUUUACUAAAAGAUCACUGCGAAAUUUGUGCGGUAAGAUAAAUAGGGAGCAGGCAGAGGAUGAUGUUAGGAAAACAAUUGAUGUGUUUGCUGACAUAGCUGCGAAAGACCAGGAGUUUGUUUUCAGAGUGCAGCCAGAUAAAGGAUGUAGGAUUAAGAAUUUGAUGUGGGCAACUGGUAGCAGCCGGAACCAAUAUAUUUAUUUUGGUGAUGUUGUUACAUUUGACACAACAUAUAGAACAAAUCUGUACGAUAUGCCAUUCGGGCUGUUCGUUGGGGUGAACAACCAUUUCCAGAGCAUUGUGCUGGCGGGUGUGCUUCUCCGUGAUGAAUAAGCUGAGAGCUUCGAGUGGGUUUUUUCAGAGUUUGUUAGAAUGAUGGGAGGGAAGGCUCCCUUGACAAUUUUGACAGAUCAAUGUCGAGCAAUGGAGAUUGUGAUCAGGAAUGUGCUACCGACAACCACGCAUCGCUGGUGCAAGUGGCAUGUGCUGAAGAAGUGCAAGGAGACACUGGGUCCAAUGUACACGAAACAGAGUGACUUCCGAGCAGAGUUUCACAAGGUUGUCAUCCACAUGUUGACAAUUAACGAGUUCGAGGACGCUUGGAAAAUGCUAAUAGAGAAAUACAGUUUACAGAGUCACACAUAUAUGACCCAAGUCUAUGAGAUAAGGGAGAAAUGGGCUAAGCCUUAUUUUCAGGGGGUAUUUUGUGCGAAAAUGACUAGCACGGAGAGGAGUGAAAGUGCCAACAGUAUGCUGAAAACAUAUGUGCCGCCAGGGUGUCCAAUGCACAUGUUUGUGAAACACUAUAUGCGUCUCCAGUCCGCGAGGGACGCAGAGGAGAGUUAUGAGGAAAAGCGUAAUAAAGUGGCCGGAAUUGUAUUCAAGUGCAAUAUGUCAAUAGAGAGACAUGGCAGCAAGGUGUACACAUGUGCAAUGAUCGAGCAGCUAGGUGAGCUGCUCUACCAAGCUAACGCAUAUCGAAUUGAGGAGUUGGAUAAGGGUAGAUUGUACAGAGCCACACACACGCAGGCUGAGAUGCGCGAGAAGUGGGCAAGGGGAGUUUACGAAGUGAAGAUGCUGGAUGAUGGUCGUUUAUUUGAGUGUGAAUGUGGUCUGUUUGAACACAUGGGCAUGCCGUGCUGCCACAUGCUAAAGGUUAUGGAUGUUCUUGGUUACACUGAGAUCCCGGAGAAGUUGAUAUUGAAGAGGUGGACAAGGGAUGCAAGGGAUGUUCUUCUGUAUCAUUUGCAAGUCUACCAAAGAGGCCAUGCAAGCAGUAGGAUAAUGACACACCGGCACACAAGUCUAUACGUGCACGCAAUGGAGUUGGUCCGUCUGGGCGAUGCAUCCAUAGAAGACUAUGAGAAAGGGAUGAGAAUCAUUAGGGAUGGUAUUGCUGCUCUUGCUGGCUAUGAAUCCCAGAGGGACGGGCUAGCUUUGGAGGACAGGCCUGAAGCUCACUGUGGUGCCGGAGAAAAAUGCGAUGAUGGUGGACUUGUUGCACCCGUAGAAAGGCAGCAAAUGGAUGUUGAUACUUUCGCUGGCCUAGAUGCUCCGGAGAAGAGAAAGAAGCAAGGGCGCCCAACAAGCAGCCGCGAAAAGGCUCCGUAUGAACAGUUGAGUAAGAGGACAAGGUUCUGCAAGACUCCAGGCAGCCACCAGGAAGAUUUCAAAGAAGAGUGGGCGCCCCCAGGAGUUUUUAGCCUGUUGAAGCAGUUGGAGGCGGCAGGUGAAGGGUGGCCAGCUAAUCCCAAGUUUUUGCCAGCAAGAUUGACUGAAUGGGCAAGUAAAGAUCAUAUGGUCCACAAUUUCCUCGUCGUGGUUGCCACAGAGCAGGUUGAUUGGGAUCAGUGUAGACUUGUGAAAGUUAAUUCGGAGGUCGAUGGAGGAAGCAUAGUCCACAAGGAUUUCUUUGAUGACUGCGGCUUGCUGAGGGCAUGCAGGCAUGGCCAGUAUCGUGUCGUCGGCAUAUUGGAUUACCGGAUAGUCUGUUUGGCCAACGCAAGGGAAGGGCAGCUGGAUUUUGCCUUGUCUAAAAGCAUCGUUAAUAGCUCCUUGGAGGAGAUCAGCUACAAUGACGAAGAUCAAGGGGGAGAGCGGGUGCCCCUGUCGUACACCGGGUGCGGCAGUGAAAUUGUCUGCCGGGCACACCAUUCAAUAGAACCGAUGAACGCCCUGUCGAGAAGAUGCAUUUAA